CACACACACACACACACCCAUUUCCACCUUCCAAACCCCAAAAAAAUGCAGAAGCAAGAAGCAUCCACCGCAGUGGAAUCCGUCCAAUGUUUCGGUCGGAAAAAAACGGCAGUUGCAGUAACCCACUGCAAACGUGGACGAGGUUUAAUCAAAAUCAACGGUGUCCCAAUCGAGUUAGUCCAACCAGAAAUCCUUCGUUACAAAGCCUUUGAACCAAUCCUUCUUGUAGGACGUCACCGUUUUGCUGGUGUUGACAUGCGCAUACGUGUCAAGGGUGGUGGACACACUUCUCAGAUCUAUGCUAUUCGUCAGAGUAUUGCGAAAGCACUUGUUGCUUAUUAUCAGAAGUUUGUUGAUGAAGUGCAGAAGAAGGAGAUUAAGGAUGUUUUGAUAAGGUAUGAUAGGACAUUGCUUGUUGCUGAUCCUAGAAGAUGUGAACCUAAGAAGUUUGGUGGUCGUGGUGCCAGAUCUAGGUUCCAGAAAUCUUACCGUUAGAUUGAAAAUCUGAAAUGCUUUUGGUUUCCUGGUUACGGUAAUUGGAUUAUGUUUUUGGUUAAGUGUCGUUUCUGUUGUUUUGUUUAAAGACCAGUUUUGGUUCGGAGGAUCCUAAGUAAUUUUGCUGUGUUUGGAUUAUUUAUGAAAAUUUUGCAGUGCUA
Molecule: messenger RNA, 656 nt
Organism: Lycium ferocissimum
Lineage: Eukaryota; Viridiplantae; Streptophyta; Magnoliopsida; Solanales; Solanaceae
Product: small ribosomal subunit protein uS9-like
Exons: 1
Coding region: 46-495 (149 amino acids)
Biological process (GO): translation; maturation of SSU-rRNA from tricistronic rRNA transcript (SSU-rRNA, 5.8S rRNA, LSU-rRNA)
Cellular component (GO): cytosolic small ribosomal subunit; ribosome
Molecular function (GO): RNA binding; structural constituent of ribosome
Source: RefSeq, a predicted model, not a curated record